GCACAUCCGAACUCUGCCUUGGAGAAUUGAGCGAACAUUCCUCCAACGUCCGUUGCAGCUUGUUAUAUGUGAGAUGAGGUCGAUCAGCGAGAUUGCAUAGGAACCCAUCAGUUUUGAGUUACAUAUUUAUAUCAAGGAAUCUGAUUGUCAUAAUGGGUUCUGAUAGCUCGAAGGGAGCAAGCAAGGAUGGGAAUAGCGCAAGCAUUGGGAAAGAGCCAGAGAGGAAAAGUAACAUUGACAGCAUCGGCCCGGGUAAACCAUUUCACCGCCCAGCUUGCUGCACGCGUGCUGGAUCUGUUAAACAUGCCCCGGAUGAUAAGCCUAUCGCAAGACCAACAGAUAAGAAGAAAUUAGAUUAUGAUGAACUACCUGCCCAUCAACCAAGGAUGAGUCUUCAAAGUGCUGGAAGAUUAAACACACUUAUCAAAACGGAAGAUCCAGACAAAUCGGAUGUCAAGUCAACAACAUCAAAUGAGUUAUCAAAAGCCGGUACUUUGCCCUGCUCGACACGGAUUGCAGUAGUAAGCACUGACCCUCGCCGACAUACCGCCACCAUAGACAGUGUUACAAUCAGUUCAGACUAUGCCUUACCCCAGGAUGCUAUGCAGAAUUCUGAUAGUGACUCUGACAUUGAGGUGUUCGAUAAUGUCAACGAAACUAUCCAGUGGACACAAAGCCCUUCAUUUGAACCAACUGAAUCACCAGUAACCCCUCCGAGCACACCCUCAGAAAACACUCAAUCAACUGAUCACCACCCCAUCUCAACAUCCUCUGUACCAGAUGUCCUUAGGGUUGCAGAGCAACAUGUUAUUGUGUCUGAAGAGGUUGAAAGUAUAGUCGAACGGGACGAUGAACCCGUCGUUAACAUCGAUGACACUCUGGAGCAAUUGAAGACUAUAGCCGAAGGAUUGGAUGUUGAGUCAAAACAGUUGAAAACUCCAGUUGAAACUGUUGAAACGUAUGAAGAAAGUGAAAUACAAAUUAUUGAUGAUCAAGAGGAAGCGUUGCCUUUCAAUGACACCUUUCGUGAAUUACAUAUCUCCGUUUCGAAUGAAGGCAACGACGUUCAUGUGAACGAUGAACUUGCUCAUAACCCUGAUGAUUUGAAAAUUGACUUUGAUAGCAAUGAAAUUGAAGCCCGACCUGGAAACAGAGAUGUCGCAAAAUUGGCCAUUGACAGAGUUUAUGGAGCUCAUCUGUCCCCUGGGGGUACUCCAUAUUUUUUCCAGGCUCUAAUAGACGAAGCCCAACCUCAACAAAGGGCUGUGACAGCGAAAGAUGGACAAAAAGGCAAAAUAAAGUCCAAACGAAGAUCUCGCUCUAAAAGAUCUGAACGCUGCAGUAAACAAAACCUUAGUGUUGAUAAUCAGUUUGACCCGUAUAGCUGCCCUACACUGUCAAAUGAAUACAGAAAGGCCACAGAUGACGUGAGUCCAUCUGAUACAUCAAUUGCAAGGGAGUAUUGUGCGGCUGUGGCUAGUGGCGUUGCUAGACCUGACAACGUCUCAACUCCAACAUUAUCGAGAGAAGUUGCUCGUGCCACUGAAGAGCUUGUAGUUGAUGAUAAUAUUGAUACAGAAGAUAUGAUGCUUAAACAUAAUUCUGAAAUAUCUAAUGAACAUGCAACUCUAUCUAAAGAGUUCAGAAAUGCAAGUGAAAAUAGUGAAGCAAAUGCAAAUAUCAACGAAGAAGUGUUAACAGCCGCUGAACUAUCACAUUAUGAAGAUUUAGAUGCUUCUCCUGCUACUCUUCAACGCAUAUGUACAAAUAACAUUGAAAGGGCAAACCCUCAGAAUAUAUCAAACAAGGCACGAUUAAAACAAACUACUAAGUUGGUUGAUAUCCCGAAUGUCAAUGUAAAUAUUCAGAAUUGCGAUAGUCUAAAAGUAAUGGCUGAACGCGCAUUGAGAGAAUACAAGUCUCAAUAUGUAUUUGUAAGAAAUGUAUCUAGUCCUAAAUCACAGUGUUCGAAUUCUGGGCAACAAACCGAUGUUUCGUCUUCUGGGAAGGAUAUAAAUAAAGGGAUAUAUGACAAAUUACUCGAUCCCAAGGGAACGUUACAAGAGCGGAUUGAUGAAGCAUUGAGAGACAUAUCUCGUGCUGUGUUUAACCUAUCUCCAGCUAACACACUCGAAAAAAACACCGCCCAAAAACAGUCUCCACACCUUCAAGAAAAACCGCAUGUCACUUCACAGGAACCUGCCCGUAUAGAAAGGGUGAAGUAUGCCUAUAAUCCAAUAUUUUCACAAGAAGUUAAACACGAACGUGUAUCAGAAAUAAAGCAGGAAAAUCAAUCACCCAAAUUAGGUUCUGCACAACUUCAUAAAUUCAGCGAGACUGCAUCUUCCAAACCUCGAUGCCCAAUUUCAAGCAAAGUGCAAUUGGAGCCACUUGUAUCAGCAAAACCUCAAGUCUGUUCGUCUCCACCGCAGACAUUUGAGAACUGUGCGAAGAAACCGCAACCGUCAACACAGUAUUCGUUUGAAAGUCGCAUGAAAGAAUGGGAACAAAAUAACUCUGACCUUAAAGUUGUAGGUCAAAUUGAUCCAGAAUUUGAAGCGGCGUUUUUGUGGAAUGCAUCUGAGGAUAUAAUUAAGGGAAAGGGCGAUUUUCUAGAGACCCCAUCCAAUACACCAGACAUUAUCACAGGUAAUAUUUGGACUACUGAUCAGUCUAAACGUGAUAUACAAAGAAAUCAACAUGCUGCUCUUAAACGCACGUACAAUGCCAGUGAGAGCGAACGCCCGCCACCAGUGAGUCGCAUGCCACAGGAUCAAGUCUAUGACUUACUAAUGGCUGCAAAAUCCCGUGUUGAAAAGGGUGAUUUAACGAGAUCAACUGAGUUUGUGUAUCCACCAGAAAGUGAUGAAAACGAUGACGAUGGAAUUGUAGAAUUCAGUAUCACAAAAACAUAUACAGAACCAUCCCCCUUUGACGAUCCACCUAAGAAUGAAUCUCCCCCAGAAAGGAUGGAUCAGCCGUACAAUUUCGUGAAUCCUUCACGACAAACAAGGGACGUGUCAAGUCAUAGACUGAAGCGUGAUCCUUCGAGUGCACUUAUUCCUCUCACGGAGGAAAAUGACAACUUGGAUGGUCCACAUGGGGAUGUGUUUCAUCCUAGUGUUGGGAUGUCUAAAAGUAGUGGGGACAUACCCGUAACGGACUAUGUGUCGCAAUGGUUGAAAAAUCAACCAGCAGAAAUGGAGACUCCUCCACAAUAUGUCCCUCCAAAUGAGUUAAAUCAACCUCCAAAUCACAGGAUGGCUCAUUCCAAGAGUGAUUCUGCCUUAACCGUCCAACAGAUGCCUUCAAACAAUGGCGAGCUCCAAGUGGCCAGAGAUCAAAUGGACGGUUUGAAGGUACAGAUAAAAAUGCUUCAUGAACAAAUGAGAUCUAUGGGAGACAUCCUCGAUACCUCUGGCCAAAAGCAGGAAGAACCUACUAUUCACAAAACAUCUGAUAAAGGUUGUUAAAUUGUAAACACAUCUUACAUUGUGAAGUUAAUUUAAAAUGUUUCUACAAAAGGUAUCGUGAAUUGAGACGUUUUUGUUUGAAUAUUAGGUAUUCGUAAUAUGUGUACAUACAAUGUUUUGUAGGCAACGUUAUAUCUCAGAAAAAUAAAUUCGAACUUUUUAUGUUUAUU
Owenia fusiformis is the source of this 3643-nucleotide messenger RNA. Lineage: Eukaryota; Metazoa; Annelida; Polychaeta; Sabellida; Oweniidae. The record is from the annotation of a GenBank genome assembly.